Molecule: messenger RNA, 389 nt
Organism: Mesitornis unicolor (brown roatelo)
Lineage: Eukaryota; Metazoa; Chordata; Aves; Mesitornithiformes; Mesitornithidae
Product: beta-1,3-galactosyltransferase 2-like
Exons: 2
Cellular component (GO): membrane
Molecular function (GO): N-acetyl-beta-D-glucosaminide beta-(1,3)-galactosyltransferase activity
Source: RefSeq, a predicted model, not a curated record
GGAGGCGGUGCGGUGCGGCUGACGCUGGAGGAGGAAAACUCGCUCCACGGCGACCUGAUCCAACAAGAUUUCAUGGAUACCUACAACAACCUGACCUUGAAGACGCUGAUGGGGAUGGAGUGGGUGAGCAAGCACUGCCCCAACGCCAGCUACGUGGUGAAGGCCGACUCCGACGUCUUCCUCAACUUGAAUUACCUGGUGGCGCAGAGGUUGUCCGUCAUCAACAUGGAGGAUUGCUUCGUGGGGAUCUGCAUGCACGCCCUGGGGAUCGGCCUCACCGACAGCCCCUGGGGUAUGUUCAACAUGUACCGCCUGGAGUACAACGCGUGCCGCUUCUCCCGCCUGGUGAUGGUGCAUCACUACCAGCCCGACGAGCUCCUCAACAUCUG